Brugia malayi is the source of this 687-nucleotide messenger RNA. RefSeq lists its product as uncharacterized. NCBI's taxonomy places the organism in Eukaryota, Metazoa, Nematoda, Chromadorea, Rhabditida, Onchocercidae. The coding region runs from base 1 to 687 and encodes 228 amino acids. The record is from RefSeq and is a predicted model, not a curated record. The transcript has 4 exons.
AUGCAUAUCCAAUCUCCAGAUCCAAUCUUGCCGAAUCACGAACAACUCGAAACUUACGAAACCAAAGAUCGAUUCAUAGAUGAAAAAAUUCUUCGACUGCAAAUGUACAUUGACUCUAUCGAGACUUUAAAUAAACCGCCAAUAACGGAAUCGACAAAACCAACAUCCUAUCGUUCACAGCUCCAUUUUCGAUGGAGAACCGAUGGAAAAACAACCUCCCACAGCUAUCUCUAUCCACUUCAACCUCCUCCCACAGCUAUCUCUAUCCACUUCCGAUGGAGAACCCCGACAAUGGAGAGAGUUUUGGAAUGGGUUCAAUGCGGCUGUACAUUCCCAGCAUAUCCCAUAAAUCCAAAAAAUGAAUUAUUUAAUUUCUUGCUUAAAAGACGUAAUCAACAUGAACGGCAACAGAUACCUCCUGAAUAUUUGUACCUCCUGAAUAUCCUGUCAAGACAAUUUAUUCUUCGUACAAAAAUGUCUAAUCAUAAACCACUCUCAUAUUUUAACAUAUAUAAUCACGAAGAGCAUGCGGUGGAAGCUUUCGAAGAGCGAAAUUCAAGUUUCCUGGCGUCAGCUUAUUGGGAAUAUGAGACAAUGCGUGAAGGACGUUUGGUAUCAGAUAGUACAAGGUGCAAACUCGUACGAGAGCAUGAUCCAUUAUCAAAAUGGAUUUAUAAUCCUACUUAA